UCUAACACAGUAGAACCUCAUGAGAUUCAAUGUAACGCUUCAUCAUUUCAGUGAUCCAGCUGCGUGGGUUCAACAUUGAUGCUCGUAAUCUCUGAUGCUGGUGACCAGGCGGUGGGAGAGGCUCGCGACCCGCACAUUGUUCCUCGCCCUCGCGCUGUUGCUGCAUUCUAGGAUGUUGCGACAAGUGUUGCACGAGGGGCUCAGGACGUCAUUCCACAAACUGGGACACUUUGUAGCCAAUCACCCGGUGUUUUUCGCCUCCGCGCCUGUGUUGAUCUCCAUCCUGCUCGGCGCGAGCUUCAGCAGAUACCGCAUAGAGGAAAACGUGGAGUACCUGUUGGCGCCCAAACACAGCCUGGCGAAGAUCGAGGGGAACUUGGUGGAUAGUUUGUUCCCUGUGAACCGAUCCAAGCACACGCUUUACUCGGACUUGCAAACACCCGGGAGAUAUGGCCGGGUCAUCGUGACCUCGCGCAGGGGGAGCGUAUUGGACCCUCACCACGUCAAUUCAGUCCUUAAGCUGCACAACACAAUUACUCAGAUCCAGGUCCCUAUGCUGGGCUUCAACUACACAUUUGCUCACCUCUGCCUGCUGGAUGACAGCAAGAGCUGCAUCGUGGAUGACAUCCUGCGUGUUCUGGAGGAGAUGCGGUCGGCACGGGCAUCCAACCGGUCCAUACCCGCUCUGUGUUACCCUAUCACCAGACUCAAGGAUGGGCGAGAGGCCUACAUAGGACACCAGCUGGGCGGUGUCCAGGCAGGCGGAGGGCGAGAUGGUGUACGUUCUGCUCGAGCCCUACAGCUCACAUACUACCUGCAAGCAGCUAGUCCACUGAACGAAAUUGUGGCGGCCCGCUGGGAGCUGCUGUUCUGUAGAGAGCUGGAAAACUUUGGAAAGGCUCAUCCAGAGCUUGGCCUGUACCCCUUCACUUCCUCUUCUCUGCAAAGGGACUUCCAAAGGACUAGCCGGGUGUCAGAGCGGCCACUGUUCUUCAGCCUGGCUGUAUGUCUCUCGCUGGCCAUGCUGUGCUGCUCGAUGCGGGACUGUGUGCGUACUAAGCCCUGGCUGGGUCUGCUGGCUCUGGUGACAGUCAGCCUGGCUACACUCACCUCUGCGGGCAUCUUCAACCUCACUGGAGGGAAAUACAAUUCAACAUAUCUGGGUAUCCCUUUUGUCAUGUUGGGUCAUGGCUUGUUCGGCACAUUUGAAAUGCUGUCAUCUUGGCGCCGGACUCGUGAGGACCAGCAUGUAAAGGAGCGGGUUGCAGCUGUGUUCUCAGACUGUAUGCUACCCUUCACAGCUAGCACGGCCUUGCACGUGGUCACCUUUGGCAUUGGGGCCAGUCCGUUCACCAACAUUGAGGUUGUACGUCUCUUCUGUCAAAAUGCCUGUAUCUCAGUCCUCUUCAACUACCUCUACAUUCUCACCUUCUAUGGCUCCAACCUGGUGUUUGCCGGGUACCUGGAAAACAACUACCGUCACAGUCUGUUUUGCAGGCGUGUACCGAAGCCAGAGUUACUUCAACAAAAGCCAGCUUGGUAUCGGUUCCUCAUGUACACACAUUACAAUGAAGAGGCCACAGAAGCUGGACCCCUGCAUGCUUAUGAGAGUCACCUGCUGUUAGCAUUCAUGAAGCGGUACUACUGCGACUGGAUCACCAACACCUAUGUUAAACCCUUUGUAGUUCUUUUUUACUUAGUCUAUGUUUCCUUCGCCCUCAUGGGCUACCUUCAGGUCAGUGAGGGUUCAGAUCUUAGUAAUGUGGUUGCCACAGAAACAAGUACUAUCGCAUAUACCCGUGCCCAGCAGCGGUAUUUUAGCAGUUACAGCCCUGUGAUUGGCUUCUACAUCUAUGAGUCUAUUGAAUACUGGAACACCAGUGUGCAAGAGGACCUACUGGAGUACACCAAAGGAUUUGAACGUAUCUCCUGGUUUGAAAGUUACCUCAAUUACCUUCAUGGGCUGAACAUCACUACUAGCCUGUCGCGAAGCAAUUUCACUGAACAACUGCGAUCUGGCUUUCUGCAGCAACCACACUAUGUGCACUUCUCGGACGAUAUUAUAUUUGCGAAACGUACGGAUGGGGAAUUUGAUGUGGUGGCUUCGCGUAUGUUUCUUGUGGCCAAGACAACAGAAAACAAACGAGAGGAGAUGUCAAUCCUACUGGACACACUAAGGAAGUUGUCACUGACUUCAAGGGUGAAGUUUAUCAUCUUCAAUCCAUCCUUUGUGUAUAUGGACCGCUAUGCCUCAUCGGUCGGAGCACCACUGAAGAACUCUUGCAUUGCUGCACUGUUUCUGCUGUUUUUUUCCACCUUUUUGGCAGCUGACCCACUAGUGAAUGCCUGGCUAACUAUGACGGUAGCCUCUGUUGAGUUUGGGCUGGUGGGUUUCAUGACUCUCUGGCAGGUAGAGUUGGACUGUGUCUCAGUACUAUGUCUGAUCUAUGGGGUGAACUAUGCCGUAGACUCCAGUGCUCCGCUAGUUUCAGCAUUUGCCUUAGGACGGGAAUCCACCCGUACGUGCUGGGUGAAACUGGCUCUAGAGCAUCAUGGAGUUCCUGCCCUUCAGAGCUACUUGUGUUAUGGGGCUGCACUGCUCCCCCUAGCGGCUGUGCCCUCUAACCUCACACGCACACUCUUCAGGUGCCUCUUUCUCACCGCCAUCAUCACUGCCUUCCACUGUUUGGCCAUCCUCCCUGUCCUGCUCACCUUCCUGCCUCCCUCCAAGAAAAAAAGGAGGGAGAGAAAGAAUGCUGCAGAAAAUAGGGAAGAGAUUGAAUGUGUGGAGAUGGUGGACAGCACACGUGUGGUUGAUCAGAUUACCACUGUCUGACCACAUGACCAAAAGAGAGGGGCUUUCUUGAGAAUGUAUAAGAGGGCAAGAAACAAAACACCCUAGGGGGUGGCAGAGGGAGGCCUGAGAUAUAAGACUACCUGAGUGCACAUGGUCUUCUAGUUCCCAUACUUAAAAGGAGGUGUUUUGUAGGCAUAAUCAAGAAGUAGAUGAGUUUGAGGUUGAGCCAUUAAAGCUCACCCUUUGCUCACAAUGAGGAGAGAGAGAGAGAGAGAGAGAGAGAGAGAGAGAGAGAGGAUGACAACAUUGCUGCACAACUGAAGAUAAUCACAGAGGGGGCUCCUCUAGUCUGCAGUCUUACAGCAGUGGAGGAGAGCUCUUGCCUUAACAAGGCAAAGAUAGAGAAAUACAAUGUCUCUGGUUCCAAUGUAAUGCCCCAGCACUCUAUCAUACCAAGACUUUCAGGGGGCACUAAGCUAAAGACCAAGCAGCCAAAUUCAUAUCUGCUGAUAGCCAUGACUAUAAUGCACCUGAUGUCAUCUCUCCUCAGAGACUAGAUGUGUUGAUGAGACCAUAUAUUUGUCUCUAGGGAUUUAGUGGUAUUAAAAACUCACAGUGCUUGAAAAGAUCAAGAGGUUCAUGACAUCUCCAUCUAUUCCUUUUUCACCACUCACAAUCACCUCCCCCUCCCUGACCAAAUACUCUUAUGUCUCAAAGGCAUUGAAGGCUGAUCUUCUAAAAAGGGUUGUACAAUGUAAGAGAGAAAGAAAAAACAUGGAAAGGUCGAAGGCUGGGGGUGGGGGUUGUGUUACAAAGAAGCAAGACUCUGCUGACAGGUUGGUGUGCUGUGCAAUGCUUCCAUGGUAAUUCUAGUCACAGUUUAGUUGCAUUGUGUAUGGAUAAUUUCCUAAUUCUUCAAGUUCAAUAAUGGCAUUGGUUACCAAUUAAGUUGUACUGUGUGUGGAGCAUAAUCUAUGAAGGAUUUGAUCUUGCUGCUCCCUGCCUCUAAAAAUGCUAAAAAUCACCUUGUCAUAGACAAACGAAGGGGCUCAUCAAUAUGCAUGAGCCCCUUCGUUUUUCUCCUCCUUUGCCCUCUGUGAACGAGAGGCUUGAAAACAAGAGAUAUAGAGAGAUAAAGAGCACUGCGGAGAAAGAGAGAGAGAGAGAAUGAGAGCAUAGGAAAGGAGCAUCUGAUCAAUCAAAUCCACUUACUUUUCAAAUUCUCAGCGGUCCCGAGGCAACUGAUGUCAAAUCAGUCAUAAGGUAAAAUGGCUUCCCUUUUAGCUCCAACUCUCACUGUACUACUGUAUCUCUGCAAGUAGUUCUUUAGAGCAGCUUGGGGGUCUUAAGGUUACUUAUAAUUUUUUCAAGUCCAUAUUCUCAAUCUGCCAAGCACAUGUUUGAAGUGUAAACAUUGAGACAAUUAACAUUUUUUAUCUGUGAUGUGAAUUGUAGGGGAAAAAUAGAAAGGCUACAUUGCAACUUGUCUGAUGUUACUGAAUCCACAGCUUCAGAUAAUCACUGUAAGGAAAGGAAAGGGAAAAAGACAGAUGAACAUACACACGAUUGGACAGUUUUGUACACAAGUGCAUUCACACACACGCCUAAUGUGGCAGGUGUACAAGAACUUACUUUUUGAUCAGUACCCAUCUAUUUGCCCAUUGGUCCUCAGCUCCUUCAUUCUCCAGAUCACUGGACAGCCAGCACACACAUCUGUGUAAGCAUUUUCAGUGGCUAUACCUAUAAGGCUAAUUAAACCUGACCCUAUGUAUUAGAAUGCUGGAGUCUCCCAGUGCAGCAGUCAGUACUCAAUACUCUUCUGACUAAUCAAAGUAUAGUGCUCUGAAUGAUGCUUUCAGCAAUGUCAUUAGACUGUUUUGAGAUGUGAUCUUAGACCAGCAACCAGACUUCAGCUUCCUCUGAUCUAUAUAUCUGUCCGUCUGGACAGCUUUCUUCAUUUUGUAGGAAUCAGCACUGUUGUUUUACUCUGGGUAUAUUGACCCAGCUAUGUCUGUGUACUUAACCAGGGCUGUUUCUGACCAUUUUGGCACCCUAGUGAGGUGAUGGGGGCAGCUUCCUCAAUGGCGACUGCCUAAUUUGCUUAUGCUUAGAAACGGCCCUGUACUUAACUGUACUUGAAAGUGUGUACCCCUUAUGAGAAAUGUAAUGAACCUAGAAUGAUCUUCAUUUUAUAAAUGAAACUUAAUAGUUCAUGUUUUGAUUCCACACUAUGUUCCCCCUUUCUGUCUUAUGAAUAGUGCUGGAUAUGAAGAUUCAAUGCAAAGUCAUUCACAUACCUCUACUUUCAUACGGAGACACUCAGGCUUGCAUUCUUUCCGUUUGUUUGUACAACACUUCCACGGUUUAGUUCAGUCCAAAUAUGAUUGCUGUGAAGCACUAUGGGCACUGGGCCCUUUGAAGAUGUCAAAAGCCAGUGGGAGGACUGAAAAAAAUGAAUAUACUGUAUAACACCCACACUGGCUUGCACGCGCGUGCACGCGCACACACAUACACACACACACACACACACACACACACACACACACACACCAAUUUAGCCUAUAGCAUACAUUCAUUUGCAUUCUACCUGACUGAUAUGCCUGUGGAGGAGAGGAUUGUUGUUGUUUUUUAUCUGUUUCUAUGAACUUCAGAAGAAUAAAAUGA
This is a messenger RNA of Myxocyprinus asiaticus (Chinese sucker), 5461 nucleotides long. Its product is annotated as patched domain-containing protein 1-like. Lineage: Eukaryota; Metazoa; Chordata; Actinopteri; Cypriniformes; Catostomidae. Gene Ontology annotation, biological process: cognition; chemical synaptic transmission. The record is from RefSeq and is a predicted model, not a curated record. The coding region runs from base 95 to 2836 and encodes 913 amino acids. Gene Ontology annotation, cellular component: synapse; plasma membrane. The transcript is spliced from 3 exons.